CCACUACUUAAAUUCUUCUUCUUUCGUGCAAGUUUUUCGCGUCACAGGCUGCUUUUGUGCUAAUAUUUUCGUUUCUAUCGCGUUGCGUUCGCACUUUGAAUGACUACCAACAAAUUGACGACGAAAUUGUACACUCAAAUCCAACAGAGACUCGCCUGUGCGGGCUUUCGGGCUGUCUCGUCGGCCGGCUUUGUGUCUCACAAAACAAAAACAACAACAAAUCGCUGGAGCUCCAAUCAGAUACGUGCACUUAAAAAAAUGUCAAAUAUCGAUAUGGAUAAAGUAUACAUGCGCAAUGCUGCUGAAAGCAAAGAACUAAACAUAGUGUUCCGCUAUGUAAACGAAACCCUGAAGAUAGAUCGAGAAUUUAAUUUCAAUCGACAAAUGGACGAGCAAAUUGAAGGCAUUUUGACACGAAUUCAAGGCAAUGUCCAAAAGCAGAUGGAAAAGAAACAAAAAAAGAAGGGCAAAAGCAACGAGCCGGUGGUAGUUGGAUCUUCCGAGAUAAAUGUUAAACUUUAUAGCGAAAACCAUGACCUAAAUUUUAACAACUUAACAUUUACCGAACUACUUGAUAAAAAUAUCAGCGGAAUAAAGCUGCGAGUGGUCGAUGCCACUUUCGAUAUGGUUUUCAAUCCACCCUGGAUUUUAAGCCUUAAACUACCGAAAUGCAUGCUGGCUGGAUUUGUGGUUUAUCCAACGGCUUGUGAACUUCAAUUUGCCGAACGUGAGCACAGCAAUGGAACCUGGUUUAAAGCCAAACAAUCCCAAACUACCGAAUGGGAAGCCUGCGGCGAAGGUUUUCACUAUAUUCCAACGGCUGAAGAUAUUGGAUACUACUUAAAAUUUGUAGUUACUCCAGGAAAUGGAAAAGGAGCUAAAGGUCCUGUGGUGGAGGAAAUUUCUAAAACUACCGUUCAAGCUGCCCCAGAAUUGUUUCCCUUUGAAGGUCGGCAUCGCCACACGCCUGAUUAUUUGAUAGCUUCGAAUGAACUUCGAGUGGUAACCUACAAUCUAUUGGCUGACUAUUAUGCGGAUAGUGACUACUCCCGAAAAACGUUAUUCCCUUAUUGCCCGCCAAAGUAUCUGGAAAUUGACUACAGAAAACAAUUAUUUAUCAAAGAAAUAGUUGGCUAUAAGGCUGAUCUCAUCUGUCUGCAAGAGGUUGAUCAAAAGAUAUUUGAUAUUGACUUUAAGGAAAUACUGGGUGGACCUUCGCUCAAUUAUCAUGGUAUCAUGGCCCCAAAGGGCACGUGUGCGGAGGGCGUUGCAAUUUUCGUUCGUAAAUCCCGAUUUGAACUUGUGGAAUCUCAAGUGUUGCAUUUAGGUUCUAAAAUACCUAAACUACCCAUUUUUGAAAGUCUUUGGAAUAAAAUCAAGAUUAAUGAACAAUUGGCAUCACGUAUUUGUGAUCGAUCAACGACUUUGCAAACAUGUUUGCUGAAAAUUAAGGAUACCAACCGAUAUAUACUUGUGGCCAACACCCAUUUAUACUUUCACCCCGAUGCCGAUCAUAUACGCCUCUUGCAAAUGGCUUUUUCCAUCACUUAUGUUGAGCAUCUGCUCAAGGAAGCUGUAAAGGAUUUAAAAAUCUCAAACCCCCAAGAUAUUGGACUGAUAUUUUGUGGAGAUUUUAAUAGCGUCCCGGAAUGUGGUAUAUACAAAUUGAUGACUGAACAAUUUGUGGAUAAAGAUUUUGUGGAUUGGCGUAGUAAUGCCGAGCAAGCAGUUUCGAAUGUGGAACUCACUCAGCCCUUUGAAAUGGCUUCAGCUUGUGGUACUCCCGAGUUUACAAACUUUACCACCCUGUUUGCGGCAUGCUUGGACUAUAUAUUCUAUCAAAAGGAUCGAUUUGAGGUAAUGCAAUACGUACCAUUGCCAACGGAGGAACAGUUAAAGGUCAAUAGUGCCAUACCCUCGGUAGUCAUUCCUUCAGAUCACGUUGCUUUAAUAGCUGAUCUUAGAUUUAAGACGGGAUCAUCCGCUUAAAAUAAUUCAAUUUGUAAACAGUGAUUGUACUAAGCAUUUUAAAUUGAUAAUUUAAAAACGUCAAAUGUAUUUAAAAAAAAUAAUUUAACUCGGCUUUAAUAACCAGUGUCGAAAAGCACAAAAAUAUCGCUUUUAGAGUCUAUUUUUUA
This is a messenger RNA of Drosophila kikkawai, 2138 nucleotides long. Its product is annotated as 2',5'-phosphodiesterase 12. Gene Ontology annotation, biological process: nuclear-transcribed mRNA catabolic process, deadenylation-dependent decay. Gene Ontology annotation, molecular function: 3'-5'-RNA exonuclease activity. Lineage: Eukaryota; Metazoa; Arthropoda; Insecta; Diptera; Drosophilidae. Gene Ontology annotation, cellular component: mitochondrion. The record is from RefSeq and is a predicted model, not a curated record.